This is a messenger RNA of Anopheles bellator, 1707 nucleotides long. It is a transcript of the gene comm2, whose product is annotated as protein commissureless 2 homolog. The transcript is spliced from 2 exons. The record is from RefSeq and is a predicted model, not a curated record. Gene Ontology annotation, biological process: axon guidance. Lineage: Eukaryota; Metazoa; Arthropoda; Insecta; Diptera; Culicidae. The coding region runs from base 1 to 1053 and encodes 350 amino acids.
AUGAUUGAAAAUUUCGAAUCCAAGAUAACCUUCGAAAUACCGUCGAACAUCGACUUUGACAAGCUCAUCCGUGGCAACAACUACACGCUCUUCUGGCAGAACCUGCACCAGCAGCAGCAACAGAUCGGCGGCGCCGGCAGUGCGCUCGGGGCGGCCGGUGCGGCCCGGCUCGGCGGCAUGGCCGACAGCGGAGGGUUUGGGUUCGCCUCGUCCCCAUCGGCCAGUCUGUUCGGGGGUAUCGACUACAGUAACGGCAGCAGCGACUACGGGCUGCUCAACAGUCUGCAAUCGUUCGCCAACCGUGGGGCCGGCCGCGAUGGGCUGGUCGGUUCCGACCAGCUGCUCGACCCGACCUACGAACGGUUCAUCGGCGACGUUUGGGUCGGCAUCGUGCUCACACUGAUGAUCCUUUCGUCCAUUUUCUGCAUGUGCUCCUGCUUCCUGUACCACAAGUUUCGCCAGUGGCAACGAAAUGUGUUGACCGCCCGCUCGCAAACCCUCUCGUCGAUGGACAUCGAAACGCCACCACCGUACGACGUGGAGUCACUGCCCAGCUACACGAUCGUGUCCGGGUUGCCGAGUUAUCAGGACGCCAUCGAGCAGCUGAAGCAGAAGCAGAUGAAGUACUACGAACCGGUCAAGGUGCACCGGCCGAGUGUGAUGAAGCUGUUCGAAUCGCAAGACCUUCUGGCGGCUGCUGCCGGGACGACUCCACCGAAGCUCGAGGAGAUCCGUUACACCUUCGGCCGACCACUGUCAACGAUCGAAACGGAGCCGGCAAGCAGCAGUUGUCAGCAGCCGUCACCGCAACAGCCACAGCCGAUUGUGAGCCUUCCGAUCGAGCAACCUGCGCCGGUGCCACCACCACCGCCAUACAAACGCGAAAUUUCCACCAUUUCCACCGUGAGUUCACCGGCCGCCAUAGGAGUGCUGCCCGAUCAGGCCGGACAUUCGACGGACGUGUCCACCGUGAUCCGCGUGAUGCCGCAGCAGAAGAAGAUCGGGGUGUGCCAUUACGCGAUCGAGAACGAACGCCCGGCCGGAAGAAGUUGAGGCAGUUGGAACGGCAGGAACGCAUCCUUCGCCCUAGUAUAGGCCAGACCCCGCGCUAGGGCUCGAUGCGAGACGAUGGGAGCAUACAAACAAACUGAAAACUCGAUGAUGAUUACAAAUCACUCUGACUGUGUUAUUAAAGAUUAAUUUAUUAGAUAGGAGAGAGGAUCGAGUUUUCGAGAGGAGGCUUAUCAGUGCAGCACACCCGGUUCAUGGUCCCAACUCGUUCGCUAGGCUCGUAUGUAGGCAGUAGUACCCUUUUAAUCGGUAGGUUUUAGCCAGUGAUUGCAAGUUGGACAGUGUUUAGUGGUCGAGCAUCAAGAAACACACAAAAACGCUGGGCUCCAGGCAUUCCGGUAGGCCGGCAGAAUGUUGCUAAGGAAGGAAUAGUUAAGUUUCGGAAGGAAUUGACAGAAGCGAAAGGAUUUUAGCAUUAGCAAAUGAGCGGCCCCUCAAGGUGGGCACCCUAACUCCGUUAGUCGUUUAAGAAUUCUAGUCUAGGUUACUGACGUUCUGACGUUUUGCUCGGGAACCUCCGAACCUCCCGAUCGAAGGGCGGAUGGUUUGGCGAAAGAUUGAAUUGUAUACAUAUUUCCUCCCGUGUGUCCCCUCUGUCGCGGUGUGGUUGAAGCCUGUGAACCCUUCUAGCCAUCG